Colletotrichum lupini is the source of this 843-nucleotide messenger RNA. Its product is annotated as glutaredoxin-like domain-containing protein. The transcript has 5 exons. Bases 1 to 843 code for a protein of 280 amino acids. Lineage: Eukaryota; Fungi; Ascomycota; Sordariomycetes; Glomerellales; Glomerellaceae. The record is from RefSeq and is a predicted model, not a curated record.
AUGACAGGUUACAUCCGGCCUUGUCCUUGCAGGUUCAGAGUUGCAACUCGGCCGGGGUGGAAGUUCAGUCGGAAACUUCAAACUUACGACCCAAAAAAGACCAGACAUCUUCAGCCCACACUUUUGCCUUUUUUUGCCCAUUUCAUCAUCAUCACAAGACGGACUGGGACGAGCAGCAAUUUUGCUUUCUUCGUGGCGGAUCCAACCAUUCAAUCAAUCGGACUAUUUCGAAACGAUAACCAACGGGCGUUUCUCUCCACACCUUCGCAACUGGCAGACAUUGGCAGACAUAUCUCAAAUACAACCACAGACAUUGUACGCCCCUCCCACUCAACUCCAACACCAACCUACCCUGAUCCCUGGUACCAGUCGUCAUAUUUGACAUUCCUAUCCUUUCUCUCCUCCCCUCGUCUUCCUUUCCCAGCUGACCGAGAACGAGGCUGUUUCACAGCCUUCGAGCCUCCUUCUUUUUCUCGGUUCAAGACAAUCAUAAAAAUGUUUGCACCAACACGACGUUUAUUUCAAAAGGUCCAACCAUGUCGGAUCACCCUCUUCUCCCGCGAUGAGUGCGGCUUGUGCGUGCGGGCCAAAUCGGCACUCUCCAACGUUUGGGAUCGCCGGCCUUUUGCUUACACGGAGGUCGUCAUCACGAAGCCAGAGAACAAGAAGUGGAGGGACCUUUACGAUUUCGACGUGCCCGUGUUUACUGCAAAAAUCCACAUUAGCAAAGCCGAGGCCCCUGAGGAGGAUGUCAAACUCGUGGGCAAAGCUGUCAAGCUCAUGCAUCGAUUCGACCCAGAUCAGAUCGAAGCCAAGAUGGAUCAAGUAGAGGGAGAAAAGUAA